This is a messenger RNA of Pelagomonas calceolata, 1200 nucleotides long. NCBI's taxonomy places the organism in Eukaryota, Pelagophyceae, Pelagomonadales, Pelagomonadaceae. The record is from the annotation of a GenBank genome assembly.
AUGCUGCGCGCACUGCUCCGACCGGCGCGGACGCCGCCGCGACAGGAACGCCAAGUCGCCACCCUCAUCUUGCUGCGCCACGGCCAGUCCGUCUGGAACGGCGCGACGGCCACGUUCACGGGCUGGUGCGACGUCGCGCUGACGAGUAGAGGGCGCUCACAAGCUAGAGAAGCGGGCGAGUUACUCAGAUCCAAAGGCUACGACAAGAAGCUCUCAGCUUGUUUUACGUCCGAGUUAGAGAGGGCCUGGGAGACGGCGGAGAUUUGUUUGGAGGCCAUUAAGACGAAUGUGGAGAUAGAGCGGGACUGGCGCUUAAAUGAGAGACAUUACGGGAGCGUGCAGGGCAUCUGCAAGGGCGACGCGGCUUUGCAAUCGUACUUUGGCGAGGAGGAGAUCAAGAAGUGGAGAAGGUCCAUGCACGGCAAGCCGCCGCCGUUAGACGAGUCGCAUCCCCACUACCUACCCGACCCGGCGCCGAGAACAGAAUCUUUAGCGGACUGCCAGGCUCGCGUCUUGCAGUGCUUCGAAGACACGAUAAAACCAAGGUUGUUCGAGAAACCGAAGCAGUGCGUGUUGAUUGCUGCGCAUUCCAAUACGUUGAGAGCGCUCAUGGCGCACGUCGACGGUGUGCCCGACGACGAGGUGCCGCAGCUGCACGUUCCUAACUCGGUACCUAUCCUGUAUCGAUUUGAUGAGGAGACGCAGCAGCUCGCGUCGCAUAAAUUAGGAGCGGAGAACGCGCCGGACUCGCACGCUCGCUGGUUACUGUCCUCGCGGAACCUAGAAAGAUUACGAAGCGCGGUGCAGCCGGGCGGUCAAUUGACAAGAGCACUGUUCGAUGCUCUAGAUGAAGAUGGUGAUAGAAUCUUGCGUGUCAAGGAGAUCGAGGCGGGCAUCAAGCGGCUGCUCGGGGACGAUGUGGUGGUGGCCGGUGUGGUGAAAAACAUCGUCCGAGGCUUGGACCUGGCGGACGACGCGACGAUCACGCUGGAGGAGUUCGAGGCGGCGGCGAACGCCGUGGCGGCUGAUGUGUUUGCCGAAGCGGAUAAAGCGCGCGCGAAGCGGACGGAGAAGCGCCACGAGCUGGCGCGCGAGGCGGCGCGCGCGGUCGCGGAGCGGCGGCGGCGGGCGGUGGGGGAGGAGCGCAUCCUGGAGCGGGUGCGGUAGUGGUCCUUUUUGUGUAAAAAUAGCUUAUUCUGA